AUGGAAGAGCUGGCCCGAAGAAGAAGGGCGGGCGUGGCAGAUGAGCAGGAGGAAAGAAGUGUACCGCAAGAUUACAACUAUGAAGCAGCCUUGAGCCAGGGAUUCGCUAGUGCGGCUAAUCCUGGAGGAGCUACGUGGUCAGGUGAUGCAUCACCUGGUAUGUUAGAAUCGGGAGAAGCUGCCGAAUGCUUAGAGAGCACACGUCUCCCGAUAGCAAGCCCUUUUCAUAGCGAAAAGGUCAAGGCGGAAGUUGCUUUGAAGAGAACAAGGCCGAACACACUGGAUGAUGAUGCCAGCCGGCUUUGUCCUGAGGUCAACGAGGCGGCCUUGGGUGAUACGUACCGAGACGCGAGCUUGGAACCGAACUACGCGACAUCACUUGGACCUCUGAGGAGUGCAGGGAUGGCUCCACGCGUGGCCAGAGUUGAGACGUCCGGCAGCGUGACUUCUCCUGAAAGGAAUGGGGAAGCUGUUGGGCUGAAUUUGGCAGGCGCGGACGGAUCUGGCUCUGGGGUGAAAGAUUGUGACGCUCAGGUUCAGGACAUUUUGGGAGCUGAGCAGCGUGUUCAUGUGUCUCAAAGUGACAGAGGGAGACCAGAGGGUGACGAUCAACGAGAGUUGAUCCCUGCCACUGAGCCGGGAAGUAGGAUCGAGUACUUGCUGGAACAGGUGAUUGAGGAGAACCGUGCGCUGAAACGAAGGCUUGAGCAAGUCGAGUCACAAUCUUCAUGGCACAGUGCCGGAACUCCACAGGAACUUGCGCCAUGGAUGUCGCCAGCUUCGUUUGCAGUAGGACGUGGAGCUUCUGAAUUCAUGAUGGCCCCAGAUCACCGUAGUGUCAAUGUACAGUGUGCAACCGUUAGUGCGAUGGAUUUCCCAGGUCAGGAGGGAUUAAUUCUGGUAGAGGUUUCGAUCAUGAAGGAUAUCCUGUAUCUCCUGGGGGCACGGUUAUUCGGCCUCCGCCUGGACCGCCGCCGCUUUCGCCGCGGCAGCCUAGUGGGGGACUCGGGGUGCAGCGGUUGGAAGAUCGCCCUGUCGGUGAGGGGAGUCUGGGUGGAAGAUUGGGGCUUGGUAUCGGUGAUGUCGGGGCUCCAGCGUCAGGGAAUAGGCCAGAGGCAGAUCUUUCAGGGCUUGUCCCCCAGCGCUGAUGUUUGGUUCAACUGUGUCGAGGUUGCGGCAACAAAGUGGUACAAUCAGUGGUUGACGGCUGAAGAUGUCAUAACAAACAGGUGGUUGACCACCUCAUCGAUACUUUUCCGGGUCAUGUGCAUCUAUCAGCCGGGCGGGGCCAGUGAGAGGGCGCAUUUGUUGCUAAUCCAGGCAGAGUGUGAGGCGGCUUCGCUUGUUGUGGACGGGGUAAGUCAAAAGGGAAAGGGAAGGGGAAAGCCAAGGAGGGAGCUGGCCAAGGCUCAAAAUGCAUCGGGAACUGUGGAUGUGACUUCGAACGCUGCGUCCGAAGCAUUGAUCGCUGAAGCCGCAAAGAUCCUCAAAGGCGUAACGCUAAAGGCUGUUAGGGCGUCGGAUUUCGGGAUAGAUCCAGCUUGGGUGAUUGCAGCAAUCGCUUCGGCUUCGGAUGCUCGCUAUGCUCUUAUAGAUUCAGGGGCGACAAACGCUCUGCGGCAAGCGCAGCCGGGGGAGAUAGAGAAGGCAAGGGCGAUCAAGGUUGACCUAGCUUCGGGGGGUGCAGACCUUCACGUUAAUGGUUCGGGUACUCUGCUGAGCUCCUCGCCUUGUCAGCUGAUUCUCCCGGCUGGUUAUCUGGUAGAGCUCGGAUAUGAAAUCUCUUGGCGCAAGCGAGGAUGUAAGAUCAAGAAAGCCUCGGGAUCAAGGCUAGACGUUAAGGUGGUGAAGGGCUGUCCUCUUAUUUCUAGGGAAGAUGGUCUUCGGUUGUUGGAAGAGUACGAAGCUAGGAAGGAGAACCCAGGGAUCAGGGCUGUCGAUGGGUCGGGUCAGUGUGAUCUUCCGAAGGGCCUUUGUAAGGAAAAUGCUCGACAGUGGCUAGCAUCUCGUGUGAAGCUGGUUGGCCGCGUAGAGUGCACUGAUUUGAAGUUCUUCCUGAGUUUCGAAGAAGCAUUGCUAAGGGGCCUAGGGGUCAUGUUCUGGUGCGACUGUUUGUCCUUGAUAUCCACGCUUCGUCUGCCCGGUUUCAGGGCCUCAAGUGGCAUACCUCUGAGCCGUGGUGUGGAGGAUGGCACUGAAUGGGAAGUUGAGUUCCCAUAUGAGAUUAAGGAUGAAGGUUGGACGGAUCGUACAGUUGCAUCGCAUUCCAAUGCCAUUAGGCUCUGCCGUGUUCUGUCUCAAGAGAUAAGCGGUUUCAAUGAGGUUGAGGUUGACUUCGGCGAUUCGUUGAGGUUGUUGCAGAACGCUGAGUCCGAACGGGAUUGGUACGAGGGACUGCUCUGGGAUGAGUAUCUAAGGGAGUCUGUUUUCACCGUGAAGGUUUUGCAGACCGAUGUUCCUUUGAAUGGCGAUGAUGGCUCAACAGUUGCAGCUGAACUUUUUCUUCAAACCAGAACGGUGUCCAUCGGGGAAGCACGGCAGGAACUAUCCAUGUGGAUUCCGUCCGCAAAGGAAGAAGUCACUUCACUUGAAGACGUUCACAAAGCCGUGUGGCGCAUCCAAAUCCCUGAAAUUGAGGAGCUUGUCAAGGCGGGCCAUCGGGUGGUACAGGUCCCAGGUAAGGCUGUGCUCACCAGGAAGGCCGGGGUCGGCAAGAGACGAUUUAGAUGUGUAGCAUGCGGAAACUUCAUUCCUCAAGCUGAGGGCGAGGCUGGAAAUCUCUACGCGAGUGGAGUUGAGGGCGUGACCUUGCGGGUAGCUAUAGCAUUUGCCACUCAACAGUCGUGGUCUGGAGUAAGUGCUGAUAUAAAGACAGCGUUCCUGAACGCACCUUUGGAGUGUGGCUUUGAGAGCGGAACCGAGGAGGUCAUAAUCGUCCGACCGCCUUCCAUUCUUGUGGAAAUGGGGCUCAUGGAGGAGCGUGACAGAUGGCGCGUCGUCAAGGCGCUAUACGGACUACGGCAAGCGCCAAGGGCGUGGGCCGUCCACAGGGAUAAAAUCUUGACCACAUUCAAGUUCUCCAGCGGGGAUAAGUUCUAUGUCUUAAGGCAGUCGAUCUCGGACGAGUCUUUCUGGUAUGUUCUAGAGGACAACUGCGCGGAUUGCACCUGGCGAGCCAUCAUGUUGGUCUACGUAGAUGACAUUUUGGCAUUGGGUCCGGUUGAUCUACUCAGCGCGCUCAUAAGGGAUAUUCAACAAGUUUGGACUUUGUCUGAACCUACGUGGAUCUCUCGAGGCAAGGCCGUGAAGUUUUGCGGGUUGGAACUUGAAGCUCUUGACAACGGGUUCCGCAUUUCGCAAUCGGACUAUCUUCAGGAGUUGUUUUCGCGAUAUAACAUUACCUGCAGUGCAAGUUCACCAUUGCUCAAGUGGAGUGACCCUGCAGAUGAGCAACCUUUGAAUCCGGAAAAAGUGAGGGAAGCACAGGGCAUCACAGGUGCUUUACUUUGGGCUUCGACAAAGAGUCGGCCUGACGUUGCUUUCGCGGUCAGCAAGAUGGGGCAGUAUGCUGUGAGAGCGCCGAAUGCAGUGAUCCAGGUUGGAUAUCAAGUCCUAAGGUUCUUGUACGGAACAGUCGAUGUGGGUAUCGAGUAUCGAUUGUCAGGAGGCAGUGAAUGGUGUGAUGCGCCAGUGCCAAGGACGCUGAGCACGCUGGAACUCUUCACCGACGCAUCUCACGCGCCGGAGGGUGGACGAUCUUGCCAAGCGAUCUUCCUUGUCUGGUGUGGCAUGUUAAUAGCUUGGGAAGCAUCGAAGCAGCCAUUUGUGACGUUAUCGUCCGCGGAAUCAGAGCUGGUUUCAGUGGUGGCUGGAAUCGUAGCAGCAGAAUCCGUGGGAGCAAUCAUCGAAGAAUUGAUCGCUGAUGAUGUAGUGAUUUCGGCGUUGUGCGACAAUCAAGCAGCAGUUCGAGCUUUCUCAAGUGGCAGCCUUGGGUGGAGGAACCGACACUUGAGGAUGCGGGCGGCUGCAGGUUGGGGGGAGCACUUCAAGCGGUUCGGUGCCUUCUUCAAACGUUCAGGUUGGGGGGAGCACUUCAAGCGGUUCGGUGCCUUCUUCAAACGUUCAGGUUGGGGGGAGCACUUCAAGCCUUUCCGUGCCUUCUUCAAACGUUCAGGUAGGAUUGACAUGAGGGCUGCUGAUGCCGACCAAGCGGGAGAUCGUGCUGGGUCAGAGGUCCAAGAGCCGGAAGACGUUGACGAUGAUUUUGAGAGCAGUGUUUCUAGUCAUUUUGAUGAUCCUGGGAUAGAUGCUGUGCCUCAUGGGGUUGAGCCUGUUGGGGAUCCUCCGUUACGUGUUCCGGCAUGGGCUCAGUUCUUUGACAUCGGAGACUUCGGUCUUGAGUCAUCCGAGGAAGAAGAAUCAAUCUCUACGACCGAACCCUCGGUAUUCUCGGAAGUCUUUAGCAGCGAGAGUGCGGUUUCCAGCGAGGUCCGAGCUUGUGAGCCGCACGGUGACGGCUUGGCGCAAAGUUCAGAGGCGAAUUGGUGGUCUGUGUUGAUAGCUGUCCUCAUUUGUUGGGUGUUUCUUGGGUGCAUUGUGAUUGCGGAGGCGCUUGAUGAGGAUCUUGGAACAUGUAGCCUAGGUAGCGAGCAACAGGCCUUGCAAAUCCGCUCAACCAUCGAAGAUGUUGUGACGCCGAGAAGCGAAUCUGAAGGAGAUCUCCAAGGUUCAUGUUGGUGGGAAGUCUUUAAGAUCCUUCUCACUGUUGGGACGUGGGAAAUCUUGCGGGCAUUCAGGCGAAAAUGUCGCCGCAGUGCCGUUAGAACAGCCGAGAGUCAAACAAGGGAGCUAGUAGAAGUUCCUUUGCCGUUGCCUGAUGGCAUCAAGCACCGAGCGCGAAUACUCUACUGUCUGUGGAGGGCAGGGUAUAGCGUGGAAGCUGAGGGCUAUCCAGAGGAGGUUCGAGAUGAGUUUCUUUGGCUAGUCGGAAAUCGGCUCAGAGAGCGAGCUCGUGAUAGCGGGUCUUCAUCCUCGGGUUGA
Symbiodinium natans is the source of this 5040-nucleotide messenger RNA. NCBI's taxonomy places the organism in Eukaryota, Dinophyceae, Suessiales, Symbiodiniaceae. The record is from the annotation of a GenBank genome assembly.